This is a messenger RNA of Sceloporus undulatus (fence lizard), 5802 nucleotides long. It is a transcript of the gene FBXO24, whose product is annotated as F-box protein 24. The record is from RefSeq and is a predicted model, not a curated record. The transcript is spliced from 10 exons. Gene Ontology annotation, molecular function: protein binding. Lineage: Eukaryota; Metazoa; Chordata; Lepidosauria; Squamata; Phrynosomatidae. Bases 87 to 1910 code for a protein of 607 amino acids.
UUGUGGGCAGAGGCAUUCAAAAGCCUUGGCCAUGCUGGUCCCAGCAGCAAGGGUGGGUCUGAGAACUCGCACCCACCCUGCAGGCUAUGGCUGGGCGGGCAGACAUGAUGAGCGACAGGCACAUCGCCCGAAAAUUCAGAAGGAGAAAGCUCCAGCGCUUCUCCCACAUCUCUAGCAGUGAGGAGCCCCUUGGACAACCCAAGAAGAAGCGAAGGAGUUCAUCCACUGAGAGCCCCGAAGACAAAAAAAGCAGAGGAAAUUCUACCUCUAUCCAGAUCUUCCCUCCAGAAUUGCUGUACUACAUCAUCUCCUUCUUGCCUGUGAGGGAUGUUGUGGCUCUCAGCCAGACUUGUCGGUAUUUCCACGAGGUGUGCGACAGCGAGGGGGUCUGGCAGCGCAUCUGCCGUCGCCUUUCACCCCGGCUGCGGGAUGAGAACUCAGGGGGCAGCCGGCCCUGGAAGAGAUCAGCCAUCCUCAACUACACCAAGGGCUUGUACUUCCAGAUGUUCAGCGGCCGACGGCACUUUGUCAGCAAGACAGUUGCCCCACUGCUCUCUCAUGGCUACCAGAAGUUCUUGCCCACCAAGGACCACGUCUUCAUCCUGGAUUACAACGGCACCCUGUUCUUCCUCAAGAAUGCCCUGGUCUCUUCCAACAUGGGACACAUUCAGUGGCGCCGGGCCUGCCGCUACAUGGUGCUGUGCCGCAGUGCCAAAGACUUUGCCACAGACCCCCGGAGUGACACGGUUUACCGCAAGUACCUGUAUGUGCUGGCCUCUCGGGAGCAGCCAGCCACUGCUUCAGCCACUGCAGCCACCUCAGGCCGCAGCGAGGGCACUGGCACAGCUUCUGGGGUACGCCUCUGUGACUGCGUGGAAGUCUACUUGCAAUCCAGCGGGCAGCGGGUCUUCAAGAUGACCUUCCACUUCUCUAUGAAGUUCAAGCAGAUUGUGCUGGUGGGGCAGGAGACGGAAAGGUCCCUCUUGCUCCUGACAGAGGAAGGAAAGAUCUACAGCCUGGUGGUAAAUGAGACUCAGCUGGACCAGCCACGUUCUUACACAGUGCAGUUGGCCCUGCGCAAAGUCUCCAAGUGCCUUCCCCACGUCUCCAUCCGCAACAUGCACUCCAACCAGAGCAGUGCAGUCUACCUGACAGAAGAGGGCACCGUGUACUUUGAGGUCCAUUCACCCGGAGUUUACCGUGACCUCUUUGGAACCCUGCAUGCUUUUGACCCACUGGAUCAGCAGAUGCCCCUGGCGCUCUCUCUCCCAGCUAAGGUGCUCAGCUGCGCCCUUGGCUACAACCACCUGGGGCUAGUGGACGAGUUUGGUCGGAUUUUCAUGCAAGGAAACAACCGCUAUGGUCAGCUAGGCACGGGGGACAAGAUAGACCGUGGGGAGCCAGCCCAGGUGCACUACCUCAAGUGCCCGGUUGACCUCUGGUGUGGCCUCAACCACACCCUGGUGCUGAGCCAAAGUGCGGACUUCAGCAAGGACCUGAUGGGCUGUGGCUGUGGAGCGGGAGGACGCUUGCCUGGGUGGCCCAAGGGCAGUGCCUCCUUUGUUCGGCUGCAGAUCAAGGUCCCUCCCUGUGCCCGCCACAUCUGCUCCACCCGCGAGUGCCUGUACAUGCUGUCCAGCCACGACAUUGAGGAGGUGUCCGCCUACCGCGAGCUGCCCGCCAGCAAGGCUGGAGUGCCGCCCAGUGACACAGAAGCAAUGGCUGCCCGGGCAUGCGAAGAGUACCUGAGCCAGCUGCACAAGUGCCCAACGCUGGAAGGGCGGAUGGCCAAGGUGAAGGAAGCAGUGGGCAGUAUGCCCCUCAUGACUUUCCAGAAGGACUUCUUCUGGGAGGCUUUGGACAUGAUCCAGCGGGCAGUGGAAUUCCGGGAAGGCCCGGCUUCCAGCUAGCCUGCCGGUCUCAGCUCCCUCUCAGCCCCUUUCCUCCUGCCCCGGACCCCCACCCCAUGCCACCUAUCCCCAUGCAUAGACACACAUCAUGGAUCGUGAUUAACAAAUAGAGAAGACUACACACUGAACAAUUGGGAGAAAAUAAACCACAAGCACAGACCUAGCGCGGCCUCUGCUGAAGCAUGCAGGAGGGGUAAGUGACAAAACUGGGGAUCCCAGAAGGGCUCAGUUCAUGAUAAAGGGAAUGGUGUGCCAACAAGCACAGCUGGGUCAAGCUUGGAGGCCCACACCUCCCUCUGGCAUUGGGGCUUUCCACUGAUGGCCAGUCGCUUUACCCUGUUUCUUUAGCAUCCAUGUGACCCAUUACUGAUUAACUGUCCAGAAAAUAAAGAUAACAGAGGACAUCAUUCAGCAGGAGCUGGAAGAUGGAGCCACCACAUGUGGGCAACUGGGCACAACUGCCAGGGAUAGGUAUCAGAGCCUGCCACCCCACCCCAGCAGCCAGCCAGCAAAGGGCCCUCUUGGCAAACAAGGCAGCUGCCACACGACAUCCCCAGCCCAUAGGACAAAGUCUGCCCUGCUCCCCCACCCCUCAGGUCUACCCUCUGCUCUAGACAAAGUCUGCCAGCAGCUUAGUGCCCAGGGACAGCUCAUGGCUAGCCACCAGCCUGCCCAGGUCAAAGUUCCCAGUGCACACUGGAAGAGGGAGAGGGAGACAAGAGAGGCAGAUCAGGAGGUGGCAAGAGCCAUAUGGUAGCCCCACAGAGUAGCUGCUGUGGGUGAAAUGGUGCCUCCAAGGGAAGAUGCAGAAAGCAGCCUGGUCUGAGGGGCCAAGAGGCCUUCCUCUGCCCCACUCCUGAAUCUUGUAAUUCCGUCCCUGUGAGUAGCCCCCUGAUAACACCCUUCCCUUUCCUCCCACAUGGGAGGCUGGCUACACUGGUAAUAGAGUGGCUGGGCUCAGCUGGGCAAACCACACCAACUCCACUUCAGAGCCUCCUGCCUCUUAGAUAGCAGCAAGGAGGAGAAACCCAUCAAAGGCUAGUAGUUACAGUGUCCUUAAGUGCUUCUGGCAGCAGAUACUUAAACAGUAGAACUAUUUUCUGCUAGAGGUAGUGAUGGCUGCCAACGGAUGCCUCAAAGCAGGGGCUGCACAGAUCCAUGACAGAUUGGGGCAACCAGUGGCUCUUAGUCAUGAUGGCCUAUAUAUUCCCUCCAGCAUGGAAGGCAGUGUGCCUUAGAAUCAUGAUUUCUGAGGAACCUGAGCAGGAGAGAGCUACCCUCCUCCUGUUUUCCCUGUAGAUUUCCCCCUGGUUUUCUUACUGUGUGUGCAGGAUGCUGGAUGAGAGAGGCCUUUGGUCUGACCCAGCCACAGGAUUCUGCUUCUUAGUGGGUGAUGAUAUCCCCUUGCCCCCCCCCCCCCCAAAAAAAAAACUUUCCCAGGCAUGAAGUUCUUGAGAAGGAAAUAAACAGGGCUGGGGCAAGGAGGAAAGAGGGCUCCUGGCUCAGAGCAGACACUGGCUGGCUUCCUGGAGCUGGUCUGGUUUUAGAAGCCAAAUGAAGCAGCAUCAGGGCCUGGCUACUGCUUGAGCAGCAAGCCGCCAGGAGGGAGCCUCAGGCAGAGCUGAGUGAGAAUCCUGCCUGGAGCCACCCAAUAGCCACUGCUGCUGCCAGGGUGCUGGGUGAGAUGGACACACAAAGACCUGGUGCUUCCUACAUCUACUCUGGCCACCAGAUCCUUUGCGUCAAAGCUUAGAAAAACCAUGAACAACCACUGCCCCCACCAUGCAUGAACUUUGGAACCCGCCACUGUGCCUGAAGCACCUCCCUGUGAUUAGGCAUGUGCCACGAGAAAGGGUCCAUGUCCCUCUGUGUGCACACUGACUACUACCAUGCUCUUCUGAACACAACUGCUCUUGUCUGAUUUUGGAAGCGUAGGCAGGGUUGGGACCAGUGAGUACUUGGAAAGUAGACCACUUCAGAAGGGGACGCCUAGGACCUGCUGGCUGUUGCUGGGGGGGCUGCUAUUGCGAAUGGUCUGGCAGCCUCCCACAGUCCUAGUGUCAGGAGGGCUUGCAAGGUCUGCUUGGACCUUUCCUGGAGCCCUGAAAUUCACCAGACGUAGCCAGAUGCAAAGUGGACCCUUGGGGAGCAAAGGUGCUCCAUGAGUGGCAUACCGGGUGGCUCCAGCCCAACAGCAUAAUUUGGGAAGAGAGGAGCAUAUUUGAUCUUGCUGUUGUUUUUAAAAGGGGAGCCAGGAAGCUCUUUUGAUCACCUGCAAACCACCUCUCAGUCUACCAGUGGAUCCCAAGAGUCCAUGAGGGUGGUCCUCCUUCUUUUUGGCAAUGGCAAAGACUGGGCGUGCCUGUCUCUGGAGGCAAGGCAACCCUCCUGGCAAAGGGCAGUUGGCCCCUGAAGUGGACCCUCGCUGUCCCCCCCAAGAACUGCUGAAGCAUGAAUGGGGAAAGCGGAACUCCCAUGUCCCCCAGCUCAUGGGGGGAGGGGCACCAUUCAAAUACCAGACCAUGCCUCUUGAACACUGUUCAACUGGGCUGUUAACCCAUCCUUCUGGCUUGCCAUUUUGAGGAUUUUAGAGGAGGAGAAGGCUGCUGCUCUUGAAAGGCUCAGCUGCUCACUUCCUUGCUCUCUCCCUCUGGACCCAAUCCACACUGGGCCCAAAGGGAGAAUGGAAGGAAAGCAGAAGGUGCCAUGCCAUCUCUGCCCUCCCCGGCCAUUGCAUCCAGAAGAAAAGGAGGAGGAAAUGACAGGUGGCAGCCGCAAGUUGAGAAGAUCCCAGGUUGGGCUAACCGGGGGGGGGGGGGGGUACCUGCAGGGACAAGCAGGAAGGGUGCCCUUCCGUGCCUUCCCUGACACUUGCCCUCACAGGACUCAGAAAAGCUCAGUCCCAGGAUGUAUUUUUUGGGCUGAGGACUCAGGGUCCCCACCUGCAGAAGUCCUACCCAGAUCCCUGGAUUUUGGGAUUAAAGAGAGGAGCCCCCCGAGCCCAUGGGACUGCUGUGCCCCUCCAACCUGCCUCCCCAGCAGAAGCCCAUCAGGAUCAUCUUGCUCCUUGGAUGUGAAGCCACUUGCGCUGAAGCAGAGUCUUGUGUUGCACUUUUGCACACUCCUGGAGCAACCCACCCGUCCUUCUAGGGGUUUCCUCCUUUUGUCCUUCGCUCCAGAGGUCUCCAUUCUAUAUUUAAACCACCCCCAUCUCCUGCCAAUGUCCAGCGUGCCACCCUUCCCCUCUGCUCUUGAGUGCCACUACAGCGGCAUGGGGGAACCGGUUCUCUUGCACCCUCCAAUCCCUUCAGGGCUUCAGGAAGGGUCUCUCCAAAACUGGUCCUUCUGUGGAGACUUAGCUGCCCUGGGGAAAUUUCCCUUCCCAGCCCUGCUUGCAAUGCCCUCUAGGCCCAGGAGCAAAGCUUGCUGCCUCUCAUGUUGCAUCUUCACAGUGUUGAAAAUAGGAGGAGGAGGCUGAGAGGGAGAGGGAUAGUAGCAAUGGGCCACUCACCUGCUCCUUCAGGGGAGGGUCCUCUCUGGCCCUACUCUGCCUCUGGAAACAGCAUCCAAAGCAAUGCCAUCCUGAAGGGGACCACCUGCUCCUCCACGCUGGAGGCUGCCUCAUCCCAGAUCAGAGCUUUGGUCAUGUGGAGGGACUACUUUUGUUUGAUUUGUAUUGGAUAGCUCAAAGUAAAAGGUAGAGUCCCUGCCUUCCCCCCCCCCCCCCCCGUUCAGUAGACCACCCUUGGCUCUUGUGAAUGGUUUUUCUUUGCAUGUUACAUAUGCAUGCACAUACUCCUGAAUGUACAGUCAGCCCAGCUAUCCACAGAUUUUUUAUCCACAGAUUCAAGUAUCCAUGGCUUGAAAAUAUUUUAAACAUAUAUAAAUUCUA